Messenger RNA from Rubroshorea leprosula, 2261 nucleotides. The record is from the annotation of a GenBank genome assembly. Lineage: Eukaryota; Viridiplantae; Streptophyta; Magnoliopsida; Malvales; Dipterocarpaceae.
CUGAAGUAGUUGCAGCUCCCUCAUUGGCAAUCUCCUGGGCGUACGCUCAGGUCUUUUCCCGAACACCGCACCGUUAAGAAACCUUAAAUUUCCAACCCCAAAUUCGGAACCCACCGUCCUCUUCUCUCCUUCGCCUUCGCCUUCGGUUUUGCCCUAGCUCGGCUCCCCAAUUCAUCGUUCUGGUCUCCGUUUCACUGAUUUCUUCAGCGGAAAUGGCUUUUAUCUACUUCUAGGGUUUCCCGACAGCACUCUGUUCCCAAUCUUCAUCUUGCUACUCAAAAUCGUUGAUAUGGCGAUCCGAAUGACCUUUACCUGUUCCGGCUACGCCGCCCAGAACCUGGCCUCCUCUGUGCGACGUAGCUCCUCCUACCGUACCGUCCAUCAAUGCUGGAUCCGUUCACGCUUCUUUUCCAACCAAAAAGUCGAGGUCGAUCCUGUUCCUCCCAGCAACUACCACACCGAUUUCAUCCCGAAACGGCAGAGCUUCUUUAGUACCCUUGCGGAGGAGAUCCUGGGAGAUAGCUGCAAGAGUUCGAUUAUUGUUGGACUGAUUUCGAUGAUGAAGUCAACGGCUGGUGGAUCGGCUUCAUCGGGUUCAUCGGCUCUGGCUGUGGGGCUUUCCGGAAUUUCCCCCUUUAAAGCCACUUCGAUGAUCCCGUUUUUGCAGGGGUCGAAGUCGCUGCCCGCUAACGAUGCAGCUCUGCCGGAAUCCGAGAGCGAUGAGGUGGAUAAAGGGGGGACAAUUGAGUUACAUACCGGUGGCAAUCAGGGCCGGAAUUGUACUGUGAGUUUGGAGUUGGACCAGAAAGAGUUUGGCAAAUCCCGUUGGUUCUCGAACUUGUUGAACACCUACUCGGAGGAUGCCAAGGCUGCUUUCACCGCUUUGACUGUUAGCUUGCUUUUCCAGUCCUCCUUGGCGGAGCCUAUGUCCAUUCCUUCUUCCUCUAUGUUCCCUACUCUCGAUGUCGGUGACCGCAUUCUAACAGAGAAGGUUUCAUAUAUCUUCAGAGAGCCUGAAGUUUCAGAUAUUGUUAUAUUCAAGGCACCUCCUAGUUUGCUGAAAUAUGACAUCAGUUCAGCAGAUGUAUUUAUAAAAAGGGUAGUGGCAAAGGCGGGGGAUUAUGUUGAAGUUUGUGGUGGAAAACUGCUUGUAAAUGGGGUUGCCCAAGAUGAAAACUUCAUUCUGGAGCCACUUAAAUAUGAAAUGGAACCAAGGCUUGUGCCGGAAGGAUGUGUUUUUGUGAUGGGAGAUAAUCGCAAUCAAAGUUUCGACUCUCAUGACUGGUAAUUCUUAAAUCUUAUUACUACUAAUAAUUUAUUCUCUUAAGUAUAUAUUGCAUGUUAGAAAGAACUUAUGCAGCCUUCAGUCAGAUAACUCAAAUCUCCAUCAGAAAAUUCUCUCAGAAAUCAUGUAUGAGGAUCUACAAACACAGUUUCGUAGAUGGCGUUUAGCCAUUUUUAUUUGUUUCGACUUUUCUCUUAUGAAUAUGAUUUCUUACAUCUGACAUCUUGCGAUUUUACCUUAUUUCAGGGGUCCACUUCCUAUAAAAAAUAUUCUUGGGAGAUCUGUUUACCGGUAUUGGCCACCUUCCAGAGUGUCAGACACAAUAUAUGAUCCACAUGCAGCGAAGAAUUCUGUUGCAGUUUCUUGACAUGUUGGCCUCUGCAUGUAUAGAGAGGAUCUGAGUCCAUUCCUUACUAAUCUCCAGUCUGGCUCAUAUUGGAGCAUAUCUGAAUGUGCAACACUUUUUCUUGAUCAUGCCCCUGCUUGUGGGCACCGUUUAGGAUGGAUCAUAAUAUCCAUCUGUCUGAAUCUUUUAUUACGGUCAAUCAUGGCCAGUGACACAUUCUUUCCUUUAUUUAUUCACAUUAUCUGAAAUACAUUAGAGAGUGGGAAAAUAAACAGGAAAAUGAAAGGACAAUUCCAUGGAAUGCCUUUCAAUUUAUGUGGUUGAUGUUUAUAAUGCUAGAAAUGUGGGAUGGUGUGACAGGCUGAGCAGGCUCUGCUUCAAUGCCUUUGAAGUUUGACGGUAAGGUAGUGAAGAAAUGGGGAAGCUGAAGAUUUAGAUUGUCAUGGGGUUUAUGAUUAAUGAUAUGUAACAACCAAACUGUUAAAGCUUUAUGAAUAAAGUUAGAUAUCUUCAGCCCCUUCUCAUGACCUCAGCACUGUAUAUACUUUAUUUUACUUCUAUUCAACUUGUAAUUACGCUUGCAGAGGAAUGGUUUAUUGCAAAUUGUAGUAAUCAAAGGGAGGCACUUCA